Pogona vitticeps (central bearded dragon) is the source of this 1673-nucleotide messenger RNA. RefSeq names its product brain abundant membrane attached signal protein 1 (gene BASP1). Gene Ontology annotation, cellular component: nucleus; cytoplasm. Lineage: Eukaryota; Metazoa; Chordata; Lepidosauria; Squamata; Agamidae. The record is from RefSeq and is a predicted model, not a curated record. Gene Ontology annotation, molecular function: transcription corepressor activity; transcription cis-regulatory region binding. Gene Ontology annotation, biological process: negative regulation of DNA-templated transcription.
GGAAAAAAAAGAGAGAAGAAGGGCUCCAAAAUGGGAGGCAAACUGAGCAAGAAGAAGAAGGGCUAUAAUGUGAAUGAUGAAAAGGCCAAAGAAAAGGACAAGAAGGCUGAGGGGGCAACUGCUGAGGAAGGGGAGGCUCUGAAAGAGGGCGAGCAACAAGUGGCAACGGAGGCUGCGGAAGUGAAGGAGAACAGCAAAGAAGAGAAGGGUGGCGAGCAGGAAGCCCAGGUGUCUGCUAACAAGGCAGAAGAAAAAGAAGGGGAGAAAGAAAAAGCAGUGAGCCCAGAAGAACCUAAGAAACCUGAACCGGAGAAGGCGGAGACUGUGGUCGAUGCCAAGGUGGAGCCUCCGAAGAACAACGAGCAGCAGACAGCCAAGCCAGAGGAGCCCACUUCGGCCUCUGCUCCUCCUCUGGCCUCCGGCGAUGUGCCAAAACAGCCCUCGGAGCCCAGUGGCGAUGCCAAAGCUUCCCAGCUUUCAGAAGCCACAGCACCUAGUAAAGGAGAUGACAAGGGCAAAGAGGAAGGGGACGCCAAAAAGACUGAGGCUCCUGCAGUCCCUGCGCCCCAGGAAACUAAAAGUGAAGCGGCCCCAGCUUCAGACUCAAAACCUAGCAGCAGCAGCGAGGCGACCCCAUCUUCCAAGGAGACCCCGGCCACAACAGAAGCACCUAGUUCUACUCAGAAGGCCUCAGAACCCGCAGCCCCACCAGAGGAAGCAAAAGCAUCUGACGCUCCAGCAACUAAUUCCGAUCAAACCAUAGCAGUGAAGGAUUAAAUUGGACAGCCUGUUGGGAAACAAAACAAACAAACAAACAAAAAAUUAACCACUUAAAACAACCUGUGUCUUUUUUUUUUAAUUAUCUUCUCUUUCCCCCCACCCCCCACCCCAGCUCUACUAACUCGUUUCAGAUCUGAAAUAACAGUAUGUAUUGCCCAGGAAAAAUUUUAAAAAAAGAAAGAAAGAAAGGAAAGAAAUAAAACAAAAACAAAAACAAAUGGAUUGUCCCAUUAAGUUUGGGGUGGGGAAGAGGGAGUGGGGUGGGGGGAUAGAGUGGUGGCUGUGGCAGGGGAAUCCAAAUAGUAUUUUUGUGGGGAAAAUAUCUAAUAUACUUUCUGCCAACUUUACAGAGUCCUGUAUUUCAAUCAGUAAUUAAAGUCAGACGACAACCCAGAUGUCUGAAAGUGCAGUACCUCUUUCUUUUGUACCCAAACUGCUGUAAAUGCACUCCACCCACUUUUUGAGCUUUCCUUCUUUUUUUCCUCUAACAGGGGUUUGGGAGUGAUAUUGUAAUUGAUUCUGCCCUCUGGGCCUGUGCCACACAGAUCAGAUCUUUAUGAAAACAGUAUUUCCUCUGGGUGUUCUUCUUUUUUUAAAAAAAAUUAAUUUACAGCCUUCUAUCAUUUUGUAUUUUUUAUGCAGUGGAUGAAUGACAACCUUCAGACAAAACUCACGUAGCUGUCCACAUUUUUUCCUCAACGCCAAUCCUCUGAUUCUUCUUCCUCUCCAAAUAUUUUUGGGAGUUAAAAAAAAGAGAGAAAUAUUUAAAGAAAGCAUUCUCAUCCUACUUAGCCUACCUAGAUUUCUCAUGACGAGUUUAAUGCAUGUCCGUGGUUGGGUGCACCUGUAGUUCUGUUUAUUGGUCAGUGAAAAUGAAAAAAAAAAAGUCUGCG